Messenger RNA from Triticum dicoccoides, 2079 nucleotides. RefSeq names its product E3 ubiquitin-protein ligase WAV3-like. The record is from RefSeq and is a predicted model, not a curated record. Bases 1 to 2079 code for a protein of 692 amino acids. The transcript has 3 exons. Lineage: Eukaryota; Viridiplantae; Streptophyta; Magnoliopsida; Poales; Poaceae.
AUGGAAGACCCUGAUCAGACACAUCCUUGCGCGAUCUGUCUCGAUGGCAUGGUCGCCGGCGGUCGGCAGGCCAUCUUCACGGCGGACUGCUGCCACGCGUUCCACUUCAACUGCAUCUCCACCAGCGUCGCUUACGGCCACCUGGUCUGCCCGCUCUGCAAAGCGCAGUGGCGCGACCUGCCGAUCGUGCGGCCGCCACCACCUGCGCCUCCGCCUCCGCCGCCCCGUGCCAUGCGUGUCCCGCAGCCUCCGCCCGUGCGGCCGACAUCAUCGUGGCCGCGCAUGCCCACCCAGCAACGAAGAUCGCCGCCACCGCCCGUGCAUUUCCUGUACAGUCAGCCACUGCCCCCGGUGCGUAAUGAGCAGGUUCAGUCACCGCCACCGCCCAUCUUCGGCGACGACGAGCGGCUUGGUCCGGCCUAUGGGCCAGCAGGGGCUGCACCGAACGGAGCAGUGGUCGUCAAGAUGCACAGCGAGUAUCCGGCCAUUGCGUGGGACUCGUCCAGCGACAGCUUUGCCGUGCUCGUGCACGUGAAGGCUCCCAGGAUCACGGAAACCAUGGUGCCCGGUGGGGAGGCGCCCCGCGCGCCGCUGGACCUCGUGAUGGUGCUCGACGUCAGCGGCAGCAUGUGUGGGUACAAGCUGGCGCUGCUGAAGCAGGCAAUGAGGUUUGUCAUCGACAACCUUGGCCCAGACGACCGCCUCUGCGUCGUGUCCUUCUCCUCCGAGGCGCGCCGGGUGACCAGGCUCACGCGCAUGACGAACGCCGGGAAGGCUCUGUCCGUGAGCGCCGUGGAGUCCCUCGCGGCGCGCGGCGGCACCAACAUCGCCGAGGGGCUCCGUAUGGCAGCCAUGGUGCUCAACGAGCGCCGCCACAGGAACGCCGUCUCUAGCGUUGUGCUCCUCUCCGACGGCCAAGACACCUACACCCGCAUGAGACGAUGGGGCCCGUCGGGCGGUCAGGUAAACGACUACGAUGCGCUCGUCCCGCCCUCCUUUGUGCGCACGGCCACAGACGGCGACUGGUCGGCGCCGAUCCACACCUUCGGCUUCGGCAACGACCACGACGCGGCCGCGAUGCACGUCAUCGCCGAGGCGACGGGCGGCACGUUCUCGUUCAUCGAGAACGAGGCUGUGAUCCAGGACGCGUUCGCGCAGUGCAUAGGCGGCCUGCUCUCCGUCGUGGUCCAGGAGGCGCGCAUCGCCGUGUCGUGCGUGCACCCCGGCGUUCGUGUCGUGUCCGUCAAAUCCGGCCGUUACGAGAGCCGCGUCGACGAGGACGCCGACGAGGAGAGGCGUUUCUUGCUGUUCCUGGCCGUGCCAAGAGCCGAAUCGACAGACGGCGAUGUCACUGCUCUGGUGAAAGUGGUCUUCAGCUACAGAAACGCGGCGACCGGCGCGGAGGUGAGCGUGACGGCAGAGGACACGGUGGUGGCGAGGCCAGAGCACGCGCCGGACGCGUCAGAACGGUCGGUGGAGGUGGAGCGGGAGCGCGUCCGGGUGGAGGCGGCAGAGGACAUCGCGGCGGCGAGGGCGGCGGCGGAGCGGGGCGAGCACCAGGAGGCGGUAGAGAUCCUCGAGAACCGUCAGCGGGCGCUGGAGCAGUCGGAGGCGGCAGGGGACGGCGACCCCAUGAUCAUGGCACUGGGGGCCGAGCUGCAGGAGAUGCGCGGGCGCGUGUCGAACCGGCAGAGCUACAUGCGGUCGGGGCGGGCGUACAUGCUGGCCGGCAUGAGCGCGCACCAACAGCAACGCGCCACCUCCAGGCAGAUGCUGGAGCCGGAGGAGCAGCAGACGUUGAUGAGGGCGCGGAAUGGUGGACCGAGGAGGAUGAUCAGAAGUGGAGUGGGGUCGAUCGCGGGGGGAUAUAGGGCGGCGGCGCCAGUGGCCGAGGCGUCCAACGAGGCGACGAUGUCGUACGCGACGCCGGCCAUGCGCGCCAUGCUGCUGCGCUCGCGUGUGGCGCGGGGGGCGUCGACCGAGCAAAGGCAGCAGGAGGAGCAGCCGCCCGUGGCCGGAGAAGAAGAUGCCGGGAGCUCCGAACCGAAGAUCCAACUCCAAGCGCCAACGCAGACAUAA